Sphenostylis stenocarpa is the source of this 1332-nucleotide messenger RNA. NCBI's taxonomy places the organism in Eukaryota, Viridiplantae, Streptophyta, Magnoliopsida, Fabales, Fabaceae. The record is from the annotation of a GenBank genome assembly.
AUGAAGCUUACACCAAUGAAACCUCUAUAUCCUUCUCAAACUCUAGUACCUACUUCAACGACGAUCAAUAACGUAAAGAAACUUGAGAGUAUAACCAUGAUUAACCAACCAUCGAAACCACACAAAAUAAAGAAGCCACAUAAAAUUGAGAAAACCAUAAAUAAGUUAGAAAAUAGUAACUUAUCAUCAUCAUCAUCAUCAUUGUCACUAUGUUGGAGAUCAAAGAAAGUUGGAAAGAGAUGGAUGGAGUAUCAAGGCGUGAACAAGUGGGAAGGUUUACUUGACCCAUUGGAUGACACUUUACGUGCUGAAAUUCUUAGGUAUGGUCAGUUCGUGAGUGUUGCUUAUAAAUCCUUCGAGUUUGACCCUUCCUCACCCUCCUACGGUUCUUGCAAGUUCCCAAAAACCACACUUUUUGACAAGUGUGGUUUCCCAAACACAGGGUACAAGGUCACCAAACACCUACAUGCAACCUCGGGUAUUGACCUACCUCGUUGGGUGAACAAGGCACCAACAUGGGUUUCAACCCAAUCUAGCUGCAUUGGCUAUGUGGCAGUGUGUGAGAACAAGGAAGAGAUCAAAAGACUAGGUCGUAGAGACAUUGUUAUUGCAUAUCGAGGAACAGCCACAUGCUUGGAAUGGCUUGAGAAUUUGCGUGCCACUCUCACCCACCUCCCAAUGCCAUGCAAAAGAUUGAGAAACUUUCCCAAGGAUCAAACCACACCCCCAAUGGUUGAAACUGGGUUCUUGAGUCUCUACACUUCUCCAUGUAAUUCUACUAUCAGUCUUCAACACAUUCUACGCCAAGAGAUUCAUCAGAUUCUCCAAACCUACGCCGGUGAACCGUUGAGUUUAACCGUCACCGGUCAUAGUCUUGGAGCAGCCCUAGCCACUCUCACUGCCUAUGACCUCAACACCACCUUUCUCCGGUUGCCGAUGACCACUGUCUUAUCGUUCGGCGGUCCACGUGUUGGAAACCGAGGCUUCCGAGAGCAUAUGGAGAAUCAAGGGAUUAAGGUUUUACGUGUAGUAAAUUCUGAUGAUGUUGUCACCAAAGUUCCAGGGUUUGUGUUCCAUGAGGGCUGCGUGGCAAGAAGCCAAAGUGUCCACGUGUCAGGAGUACAAAAGUGGAUGAAGAAGAUGAUGGAGAAAGAAGAGAGGGUGUAUGCUGAGGUUGGGGAGGAGCUUCGGCUUUGUAGUAGGGAUUCUCCCUACCUUAGAAGCACCGACGUUGCCACAUGUCAUGAGUUGAACACUUAUCUUCACCUUGUUGAUGGAUUUGUAAGCUCCAAAUGUCCAUUCAGAGCCACUGCGAAGAGGUUCAUUACAUAG